AUGUCAAUCAACUUGGGCUACAGACCGACCGUGGAGGACAUUUGCAAGCUGCACCCGGACCUGGAGAAUCUGGUGAAGGACGUCGACCGCCGCUUCGCCGCGGAAGCGCAAAAGCUCAACAAGGUCAAGGAACUGUACCAGGAAGUGACCUCGCUCAACGCGGGCUCUCGCGGGCAACUAGACCUCAAGGCCGCAGACUCUCAGCAUGUUCGAAGAGUGACGCGAGGACCGGAAGACACGAUGGAAAUUAUAGACAGCAGCUUGGUGCGCCUCCAGAGGAUUGUGGACUGCCUUCAAAACGACUUUGACAGGCUCGAUAAUGGAAUGCUCGUGAGCACGCAGGUCGAGCACUUGGAGUACCUCGACGAUCUCCAACUCAAGACCGAGCUCCUGGAGUCGAGAGUGCAAGAAGCAAAGGAUAGACUACGCCUCGCCAGCUUCGACGAAUCCAGACUCAUACAGUGGGCAUGCGACCAAGUGAGGGCCCAUGAGACCAGAAUCAACGGUCUGCACUAA
Messenger RNA from Gregarina niphandrodes, 516 nucleotides. RefSeq lists its product as hypothetical. The transcript has a single exon. The record is from RefSeq and is a predicted model, not a curated record. Lineage: Eukaryota; Apicomplexa; Conoidasida; Eugregarinorida; Gregarinidae. The coding region runs from base 1 to 516 and encodes 171 amino acids.